Messenger RNA from Vanderwaltozyma polyspora DSM 70294, 2739 nucleotides. RefSeq names its product Tkp4 protein. The record is from RefSeq and is a predicted model, not a curated record. The transcript has a single exon. Bases 1 to 2739 code for a protein of 912 amino acids. NCBI's taxonomy places the organism in Eukaryota, Fungi, Ascomycota, Saccharomycetes, Saccharomycetales, Saccharomycetaceae.
AUGUCCUUGGAAAUAAAUAAAGAACCUGACAUAAUGAAAGAUACAGCACAGAAACAUUCAAAUGAUUCUCUACAUGUUUUCCCCUCCUGGACUUCAUCAGAUGAAGAUUUGAUCCACGAACCUACUAUAAACGCUUACAUUAAAUUGCUAUUCAACAAACAAGACGAACUUGAAGAUGAAUUAACAAAAUUGCUAUUGUCACCUCGAAGUGAGGAAAUUAUCAAGAAAAGACAAGAAACUGAGGAUGAACUCUCAGAUGUGAGAAAAUACAUCAAAGUGUUCAACGAAUCUUUAGAUUUUGAGGAUUUGGCUGAACCAAAUAACUUGGUCACAAAGGAACCAUCAAAAAUGAAUAACAAGGCAAUUGGUUCUAGAUUGGUUAAUAUCAAAGGUGAAGAUAUAGCAUACGAUGGUCGUCUUGAUACUUAUCAAUUUACUUCGAAGUUAAAGAGUAUUAAAAACUACCCAAGAUGGCUUGAAGAAUUUAAGGAGUUCCUUGGAGCACAUAACUUCGACGAUAUCACAGAAUUGUCAAAUGAGACAAUUAUCUCACCAGCUGAGAAUCAUGUUCUCAUGAAAAUACUUAAAAGUACUAUCCAAGAUCCAAAAAUGGCAUACUUCUUGAAAUCAGUCAAUUCGGCCAUAAUCUUAUUAAAUAAGAUUGAUAAAAAAUAUCAUAAAACUUUUACAAUGCCAUUUAGAGAGAUAUUAUGGAAAGAUAUUUCAUUAAACAAGAAUUCUAUUAAUCUGGAAAAGCAACUUUCAGAUGCUUCUGUCUUAAUCAAAUUGGAUAUACAUUUUGGUAUUUUAAAGAAGUAUGCCAUCACUGAUUUACGUAAGCGUACUAAUAAAUAUGUUAUUGAAUUAAUUCAAUUAGAACAUGGAAAUCCAUAUAAUAUAGAUGCCUUGUCAUUUCUUGGAUAUAUCGAAGAAACGAUUAAUGAAGAAAUAAAAGAGGAUCUCGAAAGAGGCAUAAAACCCAUAGAAAAAGGGAAACCUUUUGCUACCUCAAAAGUAUCUAAUACUCUUAGACAAAACCAAGAAAAAUGUCCUUUACCAUACCAGGUUCCAGUAGUUUAUACUAAUCGAUCCAUGUGCUACAAAGAGGCAAUCGCCAAAAAUACCAAUAUGGAAGAAAGAAAGUUAUUCCAAGAGGCUUAUAAAAAGGAACUUCGUAAUUUAAAACGUAUGUUGGUGUUUGAUAUAAAGGCAGGAAUUCCUCGAAAUCAAGUUAAUGGAGAAAAAAUCAUUCCAGUUAAAACUAUCUUUACUGUUGAACAGGAUGGAACACACAAAGCCCGUAUAGUAUGUCGUGGCGAUCAACAGACUCCGUCUACUUAUGGAGACAUUAGCACCGCUCUGUUAGAUAUGGAUACCUUAAAAUUAUUGUUAAUGAUCGCUAACAAUAGCAAGAUGGUGAUACAAACUUUAGAUAUAAAUAAUGCAUUUCUAUAUGCUGAUCUAAAGGAGGUGAUAUAUAUACCACAUCCGUAUGAACCGAAGAAAGUGGUUCAACUAAAUAAAGCGUUAUAUGGAUUAAAGCAAAGUAUGAAAAAAUGGAAUGAUCAUUUAAGAAAAUAUCUAAAUAGUUGUGCACUCUAUGACACGGAAUAUACGCCAGGCUUGUUCAUGAAUAAAGAAAAAACCAUUAUCAUCGCAGUCCAUGUCUCUAACUGUAUUAUAGCCGCUAAUAACAAAAUGACACUAAAAAAGUUUAUUAAUAAUCUAAAAGAAACCUUUGAAUUAAAAAUAGUCGGAACCAUGGAAAAAGGUAUACUAAAAACUAAUUUUUUAGGAAUGGACUUAUACUAUGACAUAAAGAAAGGAGAGAUAUCUUUAUCAUUGGAAACAUACUUAAAAGGUAUAGAAAAUGAUUGGAUCGAUGAACUAAAGUACAUAAAUUUCGACAACUGUCCUCAUUGGUCAAGCUACAAUAACAAAAAUAAAGUAAUUCCAACUCUUUCAGAAGCAAGGAAAAAGGAAAUUACAAAAAAACUCCGAAUAAUGUCAGGAAUAAUAAAUUAUAUAAUGACAAGAUGUCGUUAUGAUAUUGCAUUUGCUGCAAAUAAAUUAGCAAGAAUAGUUAAUUCGCCAGAUGAGCAAUCGAUAAAAAUAGCUCAAAAAAUAUUAAAAUAUCUUUUAACGACAAAAAAUCAAAGAUUAAUUUAUAGAAGAGAAACUGUAAGCAAACCGAUUAUAAAUAUAGUAAUAGAUGCAUCUUUAGGUACAGAAUGGGAUUUCAAAUCUAGAAUUGGUGUCAUGGUUUGGUAUGGCAGAAAUCUAUACAAAGUUAUAUCAAGAGCGACAACCUCAAUUAGGGCGUCAUCUACCGAAGCUGAACUAGAUGCAAUUUAUGAAGGCUUCCAGGAAGGUAGAUUAUUGAAGAGAGUCUUGGAAAAACUAAUAAUAUCCAAUAAUAUUAAUAUUAAUAUUUUUAUCGACUUAAAGCCAAAUGUCCAGUUUUUAAAGAAGGAUUAUAGAUCCAAGAAAAGAGAUAAAUUUUUAGAUCUGAAACUAGCAAAACUCUCAGAACAAGUUCGAAGGGGCAUAAUUGUGAUAGAAAAUAUAUCUGGUAUAUUUAAUGUUGCUAAUAUUUUAACCAUACCAGUAACGACAAAUCAAUUUAAGAAAUUAAUUGAAUGUUUAGAGAACAACUUAAACCCCGAAGAUAUUGUUCAUAUAACUGAACUAAAAGAAUCAGAAUCCAAGAACAAAGAGAAGAUGUUGAUGAUCAGCUAA